AUGUCAGUCACAGAGUCGCAGAAGUACUUGAGCUCCCGAGGAGGCUCCUACGGCUUUUCCUUUGAAGAAGUCGUUCUCAAGGGGCUUGCAUCUGAUGGAGGCCUCUUUAUCCCCGAGCAGAUCCCUUCGUUGCCUGCUGAUUGGGAGACAAAGUGGCGCAACUAUAGCUUCCAGGAGCUUGCAUUUGAGAUACUGUCAUUGUACAUCUCUCCCUCUGAAGUCCCGUCGGAUGACCUGAAGGAUAUCAUAGCCCGCAGCUACGGAACAUUCAGGUCCCCGGACAUCACACCUCUGGUUACACUAAACGAGCAGAAACGACUAUACCUCCUGGAGCUGUUUUGCGGACCAACCUUUGCCUUCAAAGAUGUUGCGCUGCAGUUCCUGGGGAAUCUGUUUGAAUACUUCCUCGUGAGGCGGAAUGAGGGUAAGACCGGCAAGGACCGUCAUCACCUUGUGGUCGUUGGAGCUACAAGUGGAGAUACUGGGUCAGCUGCCAUCUACGGGCUACGUGGGAAAAAAGAUGCCUCAGUCUUCAUCCUACAUCCAAAGGGAAAAGUGUCUCCCAUCCAAGAAGCUCAGAUGACGACUGUGCUGGAUCAAAACGUGCACAACAUCAGUGUCCAAGGCUCCUUUGAUGACUGCCAGGAUAUGGUCAAGGCCCUCUUCGCUGAUCCGGAGAUAAAUAGAACUCACAAGCUAGCGGCUGUGAACUCGAUAAAUUGGGCACGCAUCCUGGCUCAAAUCACCUACUACUUCCAGGCCUACUUCUCUCUUAUCCGAUCCCCCACUUAUGCCAAAGGAAAGCCUGUUCGCUUCGUUGUACCGUCAGGUAACUUUGGCGAUAUCUUGGCUGGGUGGUUUGCAAAGCAGAUGGGCCUCCCUGCCGAGAAGUUAGUUAUCGCGACAAACGAGAAUGACAUCCUUGAUAGAUUCUUGAAAACAGGUCAGUACACAAAACAAGCGCAAACAGAGGCACAGACGGGAUCCGCUGCCGUCAAGGAAACGUGGAGUCCGGCCAUGGAUAUUCUGGUAUCAAGUAACUUUGAACGGCUGCUUUGGUUCCUUGCAUUCCAAGUCUACGGACAAGGGGACGUCAACGAGAAACGGAAAACAACCGGCGACACUGUCCGAGGAUGGUUGCAGGAGUUAUCUAGCAAAGGGGGAUUCGGGGUUGACGGUAAGAUACUAGAAGCUGCUCAGCGAGAGUUUGAGAGCGAGCGGGUAUCUGACGAGCAAACAAUCGACACCAUUCGUUCGAUUUACUCCACCUGUUUCCCACCCGCCCCUGUCAGCGCUGGUACCAGAGGGGAGGCUGGCGGAUACAUUCUAGACCCCCAUUCAGCUAUUGGAGUUGCGGCUUCGCUGAGGUCGAUAUCCCGAUGCGCGGACACGUUCCACAUUUCACUGUCAACAGCACAUCCGGCCAAGUUUGCUGAAGCGGUGGAUGCAGCCCUCCGAAACGAAAAGGGGUAUUCGUUUGAUAAUGUGCUUCCCCCAGAGUUUGUUGGGUUAGAGAAAAAGGAACGCCGGGUCAUUUCCAUGCCGGCUGGAGCUACAUGGAAGUCCAUCGGCGAGGUUAUUAACGACAAAAUUGCCAUUUAG
Microsporum canis CBS 113480 is the source of this 1602-nucleotide messenger RNA. RefSeq names its product threonine synthase. Gene Ontology annotation, molecular function: threonine synthase activity; pyridoxal phosphate binding. The coding region runs from base 1 to 1602 and encodes 533 amino acids. Gene Ontology annotation, biological process: L-threonine biosynthetic process. The record is from RefSeq and is a predicted model, not a curated record. The transcript is spliced from 7 exons. Lineage: Eukaryota; Fungi; Ascomycota; Eurotiomycetes; Onygenales; Arthrodermataceae.